This is a messenger RNA of Salvelinus sp. IW2-2015, 1573 nucleotides long. It is a transcript of the gene uchl3, whose product is annotated as ubiquitin carboxyl-terminal esterase L3 (ubiquitin thiolesterase). Gene Ontology annotation, cellular component: cytoplasm. NCBI's taxonomy places the organism in Eukaryota, Metazoa, Chordata, Actinopteri, Salmoniformes, Salmonidae. The record is from RefSeq and is a predicted model, not a curated record. Gene Ontology annotation, biological process: ubiquitin-dependent protein catabolic process; protein deubiquitination. Gene Ontology annotation, molecular function: cysteine-type deubiquitinase activity.
CGAAGAAGAAGAAACGUGCUUCUUCUGUUUCGCCGAAAAAGAAGUUGGACCUGUUUCACUUUACUGAAGAUUUUAGCUAGCUAACUAUAAUAUUAUUAGAAAUGGACGGCCAGCGCUGGUUGCCACUGGAAGCCAACCCAGAUGUGAUGAACCAAUUUCUGCGACAGUUGGGUUUGCUGCCGACCUGGCAGUUUGGCGAUGUGUAUGGGAUGGACCCAGAGCUUCUGAGCAUGGUGCCCAGGCCUGUGUGUGCUGUCCUGCUGCUCUUCCCUGUCACAGAGAAGUAUGAGUCUUUCAGGCUGGAGGAGGAGGCCAAGAUCAAGGCCCAGGGCCAGGAUGUCUCCCCAGAUGUCUACUUCAUGAAGCAGACAAUCGGCAACGCCUGUGGAACAAUAGGCUUAAUUCACGCUGUGGCCAACAACCAGGAACACCUGGAAUUUGAGACGGACUCUCCGCUGAAGAUGUUCCUGGUACAGUCCACUAAACUGAGCCCAGAGAACAAGGCCACCUUCCUGGAGAAAGAUGAGAGCAUCCGUGUUACACAUGAAUCUAGUGCACAGGAAGGACAAACCGAGGCACCAAGCUUGGAUGAAAAAGUGGACUUGCAUUUCAUUGCUUUUGUGAAUGUUGGGGGACAUUUAUAUGAACUGGAUGGCCGCAAGCCUUUCCCUAUUGCCCAUGGGAAAACAUCAGAAGUCCGCUUCCUUGAGGAUGCAACAGAGGUGUGUAAGACAUUCAUGGCUCGGGACCCCCAGGAGCUUCGCUUCACAGUGGUGGCCCUGUCCAAGGCAUGAACACAGCACUCACCGAACAAGAGAAGAAAAUACGACUGCCAAUCAUUCUCAAGUGCUGACUUUUGUUAGCUCAUUAGCAUUUUUACUGAAUAAGGUUAGCAUGUGGUAUGAUGACAAAAGGUUAACUGGAAAAAUAUAUAUAAUUAAAGUAAGCUAAGCGUGCGAGGAAUCGGUAGCCUGGUUCUGAAAUACGAUUAGAUUGUCAGAUUAGAAGUUGUCAUGCAACUGAAAGUUAUUGAAGUGUGUGCCAUCACUACUUCCCCAUUUCCCCUUAGUACUUUGAAUGAUUUAGGCUGAAGUUGCUCCGAUACAGUGUCCUUGGGUCAGUUUUGCAAUUUUCCAACUAAUGGUUAAGGUUAGGAUUGGGUAAGGUGAUCCUAAAUCUGUACCUAGGGAAAACUUCACCCACCCCAGAUCACUUACAACGCUGCAGUAUUACUGUAGCGGAAAUUGAGCUUUCAGUUGGACUAUUCUGACCCUGCACCAAAGUAUACAGGCCAUUAGGCAAUGAACAAUUGCUAAGAUUUCCAAACUCCUGUAACCUUUCAAAGAUGAUACUGACAAGGUGUAUGCUGGUAUACUGGUAAGGUGUAUGCAAAAACUCAAUUGUCACCGGAUUUUUUUUGUAUUCUGCAGAAAUGAGAAAUACAGAAAAGCGUCAGUUUCAUUGACUUGCAAUGUAUUGAACUACGUAUUUAAAGGCCCAAUCCAGAUGUUUUUUUUUCUCUUUUCUCUAUUAAACCAUUUCUCUGUAACAAUUAAGUACCAUACUUAAUUUU